Aspergillus saccharolyticus JOP 1030-1 is the source of this 1890-nucleotide messenger RNA. Its product is annotated as F-box protein. Bases 1 to 1890 code for a protein of 629 amino acids. The transcript is spliced from 2 exons. The record is from RefSeq and is a predicted model, not a curated record. Lineage: Eukaryota; Fungi; Ascomycota; Eurotiomycetes; Eurotiales; Aspergillaceae. Gene Ontology annotation, molecular function: protein binding.
AUGAAUGAAGUCGAAUUUCGAGCAGAUCCUCUUAUUGUUUUGCCGCCAGAGAUUGUUCUAAGAAUCCUGGAAUUCACCCCGGUAUCCGCCAUCGCGUCUCUUACCGCAGUAUCCAAGGCCUGGCAUCAAUUCAUCGACGUUACACACCAGGAGGCUAUUUACGCCGCCGCCUUCAAGAAAAAUCUGCCAUCUGGACAGUCAUCUCGGCUAGAAAAUACCACCUUCUCCCAGUUGUUUGAAGGUGCUUUGCCAUGCAAAGAUUUGUGUAAGCGCUCCGCGCUGCUCGCCCGCAAUUGGGCCGAGUCGCAACCAGCUUCCCAAGAAUCGGUGCUACAAGUCGGCAAUGAACCUGUCUGGCGUUUCCGCGCUGAUUUCAAGCGUCGGAUCUUCAUUUCAACCUCUCACGCAGGCGGACUCUACGUCACUGACAUGGACACGGGCGUGAAUCUAUGGCGUCUCCCCUCCACGCUGGAUCGUGACGAGGAUGCCGUUCGCCCUUAUGCCCAUCUCGAGUAUCAGGACGGAAUGGCCGUGUUUGAUCGUGAAGGGGAUGCACUUGAGGUUUGGCAAGCGGACCUCGAAGGUGCCCAGCGUGGCGAAUUCCGGCGCAUCGCAAUUUUGGAUCAUGAUUGCCAAACCAGAGGCUUUCAGCUCUCGUACGGGACACUCUGCGUCGUCUCAACCCAGGGACAAGGUUUCGUCUACGACAUGACUCAACGGCCUCCCCAGUUGACUACGCACUUGGCGAUUGAGCAAGAUGCUGUUGGUCAUCUCGACCAAAGUCAGGAUGCCGUGAUUUAUUCCAUGGGCCCGAGAGGGUAUCAUGCUUACGAUAAAAGAUCAGGAGAGUUUCUGGGUGCAUUGAGGCCGUCACUUUGCACGGAGAAGUAUCAUAUUCUUUCACCUGUAGACGGCCCUUCAUCUCCCAGAGCAACUUUUGCGGGCUUUGCAGAAGCUGUGCGUUCAGGUCCUGCGCGUUCAUCGUACCGCAAGGGCCCAUCUCGCAAAGAUCAUCUGGUUCCGAUCGAGGUUGGCAGGGGCCCUCUCCCAACGCCGACCGACCCCGAGCAUGUUCGAAAUGGAGAGGAUGAUUGGGGUGCUGGCAUGUUACAUGGCGACCUCUUCGUUGGCUUCUCCCGUGCGGGUCGUGUUUUCGUGUGCUCCAAUUGGCGCAAGGCACUUGAAAGUGAUCUCAGUUUGGCGGCGCACAGUGAUCUCAUUGAGUGCGAGUCAGAUGGACGGAGUUUUGAUCUCGGCGGGUGGUUAUCAGUGCGUAACCACCGCGUGAUGUUUGAAAUCCAAGAACGGGUAUAUGUUGUCGCACUCAAUGACAAUGAUCGGGUACAGGAUGUGGACUGUCCUGCUCGAGGCUCGUACUCGUUAAUCACCAGCUCCGUGGCACAAAUUGCCGUGCCGGUCAGUUUCAUGGCCUUGUACGAUGAUGCUAUCAUGACUACCUACACCACUCUCGCAUGGAGGCAGCCGCUUCCCGAUCUCCCUGGAGUCAUACCUCUACCAGCAGACCAAGGCCCCGCUCGCAUCUUCCCCAGCAAGGCUAUCCGUAUACUCAGUUUAGCGCCCAAUGUGGACGGCGGUAAUACGUCCAGCUCGAACUACAGUACAGACGAAUGUAAAGGAAGCUCGGCCCAGGGAGGUCUGUGGGGCUCUAAUUCGGAUCCCCUUCCGGUGGGCGGCGUAGCGAUCUCACCUGCUGUGGUAGAACUGAUUACUAUGCUUGGCGAGGAAUUAGAGGCAGCGGACGAAGUCUACGAUGGGCCUGUAACAUCUGUGGAUCCUUUUGAGGGAGAUGGUGAAGAGGAAGAAUGGGAAGAUGUGGACGAGGAAGAAGACCACCAGGAGGGCCAUGGCCAUGAUGGUGCACCCAUAUAG